This is a messenger RNA of Plodia interpunctella (Indianmeal moth), 1516 nucleotides long. It is a transcript of the gene CHMP2B, whose product is annotated as Charged multivesicular body protein 2b. Gene Ontology annotation, cellular component: multivesicular body; ESCRT III complex. The transcript is spliced from 6 exons. Bases 222 to 851 code for a protein of 209 amino acids. Gene Ontology annotation, biological process: endosome transport via multivesicular body sorting pathway; protein transport; late endosome to vacuole transport. The record is from RefSeq and is a predicted model, not a curated record. NCBI's taxonomy places the organism in Eukaryota, Metazoa, Arthropoda, Insecta, Lepidoptera, Pyralidae.
UAGUGUCAGACAAUAGUUAUUGGGUAUGAUUUGAUUGAUCAACAAGAAUGAAUCAUUCAUUUCAUUUUAGUAAUUUAAUUUAGGUACCGUACCGACCGAGGUACCUAUCUAAAACACUAGAUUACAAAUUGGACAUCUAAAAGAAAUUAGAUAAAAAAUAAUAAUUCCUUAGAUACGGUACAACUUAUUAUUUUGGUAAUAAUUUAUCAAGUUCUUGCGUCAUGAAUUUCUUCAGGAAAGAACCUACUGUGAAAGAACAACAGCGACAAAAUGACAGGGAAUUACGUAAAGCUGGUAGAGAUUUGGAUAGGGAUAAGGCUGCCUUAGAGAGGGAGGAAAAGAAACUAGAAAUGGAAAUUAAGAAAAUGGCAAAAGAAGGAAACAACGAGGGAUGCAAAAUUUUGGCAAAACAGUUAGUCCAGUUACGUAAACAGAAGAAUAGAAUAUAUGCUGCAAAUAGCAAGAUAUCCAGUGUACAGAUACAGAACAAAUCGAUGGGCGCCAACAUAGCCAUAGCGAACGCCAUGGGCACCACAGCCAAAACAAUGGGCAACAUGAACAAGGUCAUGAACCCGCACCAAAUUGCUAAGGACAUGGAGGCGUUUAGACAGGCAAACGCCAAGAUGGAUAUGACUGAUGAAAUGAUUUCUGAAACACUGGACGACAUCAUGGGUGAGUCUGGCGACGAGGAGGAGACCGAGGGCGUGGUGAACCAGGUGCUGGACGAGAUCGGUAUCGAGAUCAGUGGCAAGAUGUCGGAGGCGCCGUCCGUAUCGCGCGGCAAGCUGGGCGCCGCCAGCGUGGACGAGGACAAGGAGCUGAUGGCGCAGCUCGCACGACUCAAGUCGUAAUCACUUACUACAGUUAUUUUCUGACUAACGUAGUGUUGGAACCCUAUGCCGGCUAUACGUUAUCGCGAAAUUUUGUACAUUGCUGGUUUUACUUUACGGUAAAUAAAAGCUUGAUACAAACUUCGCAAUGUUCAUGGAUUCGAGUCUGCAUCCGUCUUGAAUUCGGAGAUGUGUGUACCGACAUAAGAUCUACGUUACGUUUUUGACGAUAGUGUGAGUACCGGGUAAUCACUAAUGUACCUACUGUUAUUUUUUAACUUACUUUUUGCGUCCAUUAUUGGACGUCAGCUUAUUGAAGUUAUUAUUUACUAUACAUUAUAAUUAUAAAUAAGGAACAUCUUUUGUUCUAGGCGUAUCUAUUACUCCUAUUAUUUCCAAUAUUGUAACACGGGAACCUGUUAUUGUCAUCUAGGUAUUAAUGUUUUUAUAAUAUUGUAUACACCGUCCAUUUAUCGAUACUUUUUUUUUCGUCUAGUAUGUGUGUCACUGCUGGGCAAAGAACUCCUUGGUGCAGUAUACUAUGUUGAUACUAAUCAAAACUGUUUUAAAACUAUUCUGAAACGACGGAUAGUAUUAAAGAAAUCUGUGUGUUUCGCUAGAGGAAAUCUAACCCGUCGAGCGCGGAGAAUUGAGUCACAUUAGAUAAACAAUUGUUAUGUGGUAAC